Molecule: messenger RNA, 2565 nt
Organism: Leptopilina boulardi
Lineage: Eukaryota; Metazoa; Arthropoda; Insecta; Hymenoptera; Figitidae
Product: neprilysin-2-like
Exons: 10
Coding region: 93-2336 (747 amino acids)
Biological process (GO): protein processing
Cellular component (GO): plasma membrane
Molecular function (GO): metalloendopeptidase activity
Source: RefSeq, a predicted model, not a curated record
AUUACAAUUCGAAAAUAGGCGAAAAUGUACGAAUUAGAUGAUGAGUAUUUAAAAUUCAUAAAUCUCGUUGUCACACUUCACUCUUAGACGAAAUGGAUAUGAAUAUGGAUGAUUCUCCGGAAGGACGUCUCGCCUAUGGUGGAACGGUCCGAAAUCGACGAUAUUCUACUCAAAAUGUUUUAUUAAUAACAAUUGGAUCUGCAAUAUUUCUAUCAUUGAUACUUGCAGUUGUAUUUUUAAGCUCAACAAAUAUUACAUGUGACACAAAAAUUGAUGAUGUUUGCUUUACACCUGAAUGUAUUCGUGAAGCUGCUAUAACUCUGGAAUAUUUAGACACUGAUGUAAAUCCUUGUGAAGACUUUUAUCGAUUUUCAUGUGGAAAUUAUUUAAAAACAAAACGAAUUCCUGACAAUGAAUUGAUUAUUAGUGUUUUUGAUGACAUUGAUGAUAAAUAUCGUGAACAAUUAAGAAUUAUAUUUGAUUAUAAUAUUUUUCCUUCUAAUUUAUCGCCAUUUUCAAUUCUUAAUACUUUUUACAAAAAUUGCAUGAACAAAAAUGAAAUUGAAAAAAUUGGUUUACGGACAAUUUUAACAAUUUUCAAAGAUCUUGGAGGAUGGCCCGUUGUAGAAGGAGAUUCAUGGUCAACUGAUAUUAAUUGGGUUGAUACAUUGAGUAAAUUUAUAGAAAAAGGAUUUGCAACAGAUUAUUUCUUUCGUUUUGCUGGUGGCGUUAAUUUUACAAACACUCGUCAACCAUUAUAUUCUAUUGAUCAACCAACCUUAGGAUUAUCUAGUCCAUUUUUAAAAAAGGGUUUCAAUGACACUUUUGUUAAAGCCUAUUACCAGUACAUGAUUGAUGUUGCUAUUAUUUUCGGAGCCAACAAAACAAAUGCUGAGGAUGAAAUGAGAGAACUAUUGGAAUUGCAUAUUGAAAUAGCAAAAAGUUUCAAGUCACCUGAAGAUGCAAGAAACAUAUCACUUUAUGACAAUCCAAUGACAAUGAAUGAAAUUGAAGUAAAGUAUGAAAAUAUUCCUUGGAACGAAUAUUUCAGAAAGGCUUUUCGUAAUCAAAUUUUAUUCAAAGAAGACGAUGUUCUCAUGAUAUACGAUCCUGCAUUUAUGGAAAAUCUAAAUAAUAUAAUAAAACGCACAAAUAAUAGAACAUUGGUUAAUUUUAUUUUUUGGAGAUCAAUUGAAUCAGUUGUGAAAUAUUUACCUGAUGUAAUUCGAGAAGCAGAAUUAAAAUUUAAAAUUGUCAGACAGGGAAUUAUCGAUAAAACUGCAAAAUGGAAAGAAUGCAUUGAUAAUUCAAUAGAAUUAUUAGAUCCAAUUGUUGCUUAUGUUUAUCAUCAGACAUAUUUUAAUGAAAGUAUUGUGGAACAAAAUAUCACAUCGUCAACAAAAUAUUUGGUUAAUCAUGUUUAUCAAGAAUUUCUAGUUAUGCUUGAAAAGCUUGAUUGGAUGGAUAAAGCGACAAAAGAGAAAGCAUUAGAAAAAGCAAAAGCAAUGAAUAUGAAAAUUGCCGAUGAAAAUAAAAUACAAAGUUUAGAAGCAUUGCAAAUUAAAUAUAAACGACUGGAACUAAAAUCCGAUGGGGAUUAUCUUCAAUCUUAUCUAACUAUUCCAAAACAAAUUCAUGAAGAUAUCAAUUUUGACAAUUAUCAAAUUGAGGAAGAUGAUAAAAUUCAAUUUCCAAAUGUUGAAGGACCUGCUCUACUAAAUCCCACAUACAGCCUCUUUCAAAACCAAAUAAAUAUUCCAGCUGGAAUACUUCAGGAUCCUUUUAUGAAUGAAAAAAGACCUCAAUAUAUAAAUUAUGCAAGUCUUGGUUUUGUCGUUGGUCAUGAAAUUACUCACGGUUUUGGAGAUCAAGGUCAUCAAUUUGAUAAAGAUGGAAAUUUUAUUAAUUGGUGGGAUAAAAAAACUAAGGAACAAUUUGUGGAAAGAACAAAUUGUCUAAUUUAUCAAUAUGGAAAUUAUAGUUUAGUGGGAGAAAAAUUAAAUGGAAUUGUAUCACUCGGUGAAAAUAUGGCCGAUAAUGGAGGAAUAAAAGUAUCGCAUGUUGCAUAUCAAAAAUGGAUUAAAGAAAAUGGUUCUGAGAAAAAAUUACCAGGACUUAGUUAUACACCAUUACAAUUGUUUUGGAUUAAAUUAGCUCAAACAUGGUGCAGUAAAUAUAGGCCACAAGUUUUAAAAGAACUUAUUGUUAAUGAUCAACAUAGUCCUGAAGAAUUUAGAAUUAGAGGUUCACUUUCUAAUAGUCAUGAAUUUGCAAAAGAUUUUCAAUGUCCUUUAGGUUCUAAAAUGAAUCCAGUGAAAAAAUGUUCCGUCUGGUAAAUUAAUUUUUCAAACAAAAAAAUGUCAUUUUUAUACAAAUUUUAUACUGUUUUAUUCAAAAACUAAAGGAAAGAAAUUUCCUUUCGAAAAUUAUUUUUAAAAAAGAAAAAACUUUUUUCAAAAAUAUAUCAAUUAGUAAAAUAAUUAUUAUUUUAAACACGACUUAUAUUUUUAAAAUUAUGAAAAAAUUGUAUAUAAUUUGAUAUUUAAAUAAAAGACAAUUAUUUUA